AUGCAUGGCGCAGAGACGCACGACAUUUUGUCGAACAAAGCAGCUUUGAUAAUGGAACACCCGGACCUGGUCGCUGUGUUGUACCCAUAUCAGCAAUCUUCUGAUGCCAUCGCGGCUAUUACCGCCCCUGAGAACGCAUCGCUGCACAUUCCUGCCAUGCACCAGGCGGAACAACCGUCACUAAGUCUCCGGAGCAGAGACGCCACGCCGGAGCCAGAAGAGAACAAUUAUGAAUCUUUUAGCUACCGUAAUAAGGAUGCGUUGCGGUUGACGUUUAGCCAUCGACCAAAACAAGCAACGGGACCACCGUGUUCUAUGACGGGAAAGGAGGAGAGAAACGCCGCAACUUUACGUGGAUCCUUGUUUCGCAACGAGUUGACGGCGUCGACUGAACUGUUUUUCGGCGGCUUGGGGUUACAAAGUCGAACUCCGACGGCGCCUGUGAGUGGGGCACAAACUCCACCCCAAGACCCCAUUCUCAUCAAAAGAGGGUUCCUCGGCGCCGGCGGCUUCGGAACUGUAACUCAUCGCUGGGACGUGAGCACAGGACUUGAAUGUGCAUGUAAAAAGCCUCAUGGUCCACUCGAUCCACUAGUUCAGGAGUAUUGGAAGAAGGAGAUCAAAAUUAUGGGCCAAAUUAAGCAUGAGAAUAUUGUGAAGUUUCAUCCGGAGAUCAAGGUCGGCUUCCCUUUGAAAUAUCUCCACGAACAAAAUCCUCCAAUCGCGUAUCGCGAUCUAAAGUUGGAAAAUGUCCUUGUCCGCGAACGCUGCCCACUUCAUGCCCAGCUUGCGGACUUCGGUUUAGUAAAGGAGGGUUCCCUGAGGACUGGUAAAAUCGGCACAGCCUGCCGGAAGCGGAUGUCCGAGGAAUACCUUGGUGUGAAAAAAAUCAUUGAUCGAGCCAACCAAUACAAAAAUGAAGGUCUAAUGGAGUUCUUAACAAUCCAUAUGUUGGUCCUGAAACCAGAAGAUCGAUCUUCAGCAGACGUCUGUUUGAAAGCCGUCGAACAUCUUAGUGCUCCCUCUCGAGACGGUAGUGUCACCCCUACUCAAGCUUCGCUCGCCGGAAAAGCCCCAUUAACAUCAGAAAAUGCUGUAUCAGACUUGUCUCCCAGUGAGCUGAACGCAUACAUUGCGGCCAACGCUCCUCUUGAAGAAUCGCGAAAGAGACCAGCCCAGGAACGGUCAUCAUCAGGUAACCAGGCAGACCAAGCGUCUUGCUCGGACAGACGUGACAGCGAUGCCCCCUCGACGAUCACGAAUGCUGCCGGGAACCGAAGCAUUCCGUCAAAUGUGGAUGAUCACCUCGAUGAUCCUGUGCGGGCUAGUGAACGAGCACUCUCAAAUAGCGAAGAGGAACUCCUGCGCCUGGUGCAAGCGGAUUUCCAAUGA
Molecule: messenger RNA, 1392 nt
Organism: Blastomyces dermatitidis ER-3
Lineage: Eukaryota; Fungi; Ascomycota; Eurotiomycetes; Onygenales; Ajellomycetaceae
Product: serine/threonine protein kinase
Exons: 9
Coding region: 1-1392 (463 amino acids)
Biological process (GO): protein phosphorylation
Molecular function (GO): protein kinase activity; ATP binding
Source: RefSeq, a predicted model, not a curated record